AUGGAAUAUAAGCGGUUAUUAUCGAUGACCGCUUUAAUCCUAAUGGCUGUACUCACCAUUUACGUUGGAUGUCUACGCUCUUACGCGAUCUAUUUCUUCGAGCGUGAUGCCAAACGAGUUUUCUUUCUGGAACAAUGGACCGCUGCCGUCGUACCAAUUGCACUAUCGUUCAUGCUAAUCGUUUCAUAUCUAAGUGCCAAACGCGAUAAAAUACUUCAAGAAGAAAUUGCUGCUAAAAAGCAUUCACCCUCGCCUCAAUCUAGUCCAGUGAUUCGCUCAAGGAAAAUAUCGCGUUCAUCCGAUCUUGAAAGCAUUCCCGAAAUGGAGACGACCACAGCCGAAUUGAACGCUAAUCGCGAUCAGAAUAAUGCAAUGAUGCACUCAAUAUCUGAAUCCAGUGCAUCUUCAUCAUCGUUGCCUGCUGGCUCUGAUUCUGAGAAUGCUGAUGAACGAAAGCAAACACGACUAUUGCAUCAGCGAGCCAAACGUCGUGGUGAUCAAAAAACAACAUCUCAUCAACAACAAACUUUCAAUGAGAUAGCUAUUGAAGAACUAGUUAGAGAAACUGAACGUGUGAAUGAAAAUGAACGAGUUCAAGCAACGAGUGCUGAUCAGGAUAAAGAGUUGGAUGAAGAUGUGCGUUUACAGCCGCAGACCAGCAAUUCAGCUAGUGGUAAUGUCUAUGGCCAUGAAAAUAUUGAUAAAAACGAACGACCAUCGUACAAGAAUGAUGAUGACGAGCAUAAAUAUGAUCAAAACUACCGUAGAAACAACAAUAAUAGCCAAACUCAACAACCAAUAAACAAUGAAUAUGCGCAGCAAAACGAUGAGAAACGCAUGAUGAGUGAUUCGCAUUCACGGUCCUCAACAGAUAAUUCACCACUUCGGCUCAUCUCACGUAAAUCUUCUGAGAUAAGUCAAGAAGACAUUCACGUUGAGCAUAAAAAAUCUUUGAUCUAUCAACAAAUCGGCAAAAUAGACUUCUUGCCAUUCUCUUUGGAUAGCGCUCUACGAAACUUGAGAAAGUCAUCAUUCCAACCAAUACGAAAGGAUUCGUUUUUUGAUAUUCUGCUCAAGCUGGUCGGUGUUCAUUUACCGUUAUGGUUAAGUGUUUUCGCGCUGCACAUCACUCUUGUCGAAAUUUUCAACAUGAAAUUUUAUUAUCAAUAUUAUUAUCAUCAUCCGGGUAUGAAGCUCUUAGCAUUGGUCAUUUCCAUUUCGGUUGGAUUGUUUCAUGAAGUACGUUGGACAUGGGUCGUCAACAAUAUUUUAGCAAUUGCAGCUGCCUAUGUUAUUAUAGCACGGGUUCAGACUGUAAGCUAUAUUGCUGGAUUGAUAUUUUUGAGUGGCAUGAUGGUAUUCGAUCUGUUUUGGAUGUACGGCAUUGAUCUAUUCUCCACAGUAACUGCAGAUAUUCGAGCACCUUUAAUGCUGAUUGUACCAUGGGGUGAUGAGAAGAAACGUGAAUCACUUGCGACACUUGAUGUCAUCGUUCCAGGAAUCUUUCUGAAUAUUGUACUGAAAUUUGCGGAUAUGUAUGAUCCUCGUGCAUUUUACCCGUCUUUUUACGCGGUCAUCAUUGGUCUCAUCAUAACAUUCACGAUUGCCGUCUAUCGAGCCAAAUCAACACCUGCAAUGGUACUUCCAGCAAUCUUCGCCAUAUUCACAUCAUUAACAAGUGUCGAGAGACCAAUGGAUCUGUUAAGAUUUGAAAUAAAACACUGA
Messenger RNA from Anisakis simplex (herring worm), 1725 nucleotides. Lineage: Eukaryota; Metazoa; Nematoda; Chromadorea; Rhabditida; Anisakidae. The record is from the annotation of a GenBank genome assembly.